UACCUGGUGUUACACCAGAGAACUCACACAGGGGAGAAACCAUAUGAAUGUCCAGAUUGUGGGAAAAGUUUCAGUCGGAACUCUUACCUAGUGAUACACCAGAGAACUCACACAGGAGAGAAACCAUUUGAGUGUCCAGAUUGUGGAAAAAGCUUUAGUCAUAAUGCCUACUUGGUUAUACACCAGAGAACUCACACUGGGGAAAAACCGUAUGAGUGUCCAGAUUGUGGGAAAAGUUUCAAUAAUUAUUCUAACCUUGUGAAACACCAGAGAACUCACACCGGAGAGAAACCAUAUGAGUGUCUAUACUGUGGGAAAAGUUUCCAGCAGAAUUCCAAUCUGGUCAUGCACCAGAGGACUCACACAGGGGAGAAACCAUAUGAGUGUCCAGAUUGUGGGAAAAGUUUCAGUCAGAAAUCUUGCCUGGUGAUACACCAGAGGACUCACACUGGGGAGAAACCAUAUGAAUGUUCGGAUUGUGGGAAAAGUUUCAAUAAUAAUUCCAGCCUUGUGCAACACCAAAGGACUCACACAGGAGAGAAACCAUAUGAGUGUCUAUACUGUGGGAAAAGUUUCAGUCAGAACUCUUGCCUGGUGAUACACCAGAGGACUCACACAGGAGAGAAACCGUAUGAGUGUUCAGAUUGUGGGAAAGGUUUCAGUCAGAACUUUCGUCUGGUGAUACACCAGAGGACUCACACCAGAGAGAAACCAUAUGAAUGUCCGGAUUGUGGGAAAAGUUUCAGUCGAAACUCUUGCCUCGUGAUACAUCAAAGGACUCACACUGGGGAGAAACCAUAUGACUGUCCAGAUUGUGGGAAAAGUUUCAAUAAUAAUUCUAACCUUGUGAAACACCAGAGGACUCACACAGGAGAAAAACCAUAUGAAUGUCCAGUUUGUGGGAAAAGUUUCAAUAUUCAUUGUAACCUGGUGCAACACCAAAGGAUUCACACAGGAGAGAAACCAUAUGAGUGUCCAGAUUGUGGGAAAAGUUUCAGUCAGAACUCUUUCCUGGUGAUACACCAGAGGACUCACACGGGCGAGAAACCAUAUGAGUGUCCAGAUUGUGGAAAAAGUUUCAGUCAAAACUCUAAUCUGGUGAUACACCAGAGGACUCACACUGGGGAGAAACCAUAUGAGUGUCCAGAUUGUGGGAAAAGUUUUAAUAAUAAUUCUGCCCUAGUGACACAUAUGAGGACACACAUAGGAGAGAAACAUUUCAGUUGGAAUUCCAACCUUGUGCAACAACAGAGGACUCACACGAGCGACAAAGCAUAUGAGUGUCCAGAUUGUGGGAAAAAUUUCCAGCAGAAUUCCAAUCUGCUUAUACACCAGAGGACCCAUACAGGAGAGAAACCGUAUGAGUGUUUAGUUUGUGGGAAAUGUUUCAGUCAGAAUUCCAACCUGGAGAGACACCAGAGGACCCAUACAGGAGAGAAACCAUAUAAGUGUCCCGAUUGUGGGAAAAGUUUCAGUCAGAAUGCCAACCUAGUGAUACACCAGAGGACUCACAUGGGAAAGAAACCCUAUAAGUGUCCAAAUUGUGGGAAAGCUUUCAGUUGGAAGUCUGACCUGGUGAGACAUCAGAGGAUUCAC
Notechis scutatus (mainland tiger snake) is the source of this 1596-nucleotide messenger RNA. The record is from RefSeq and is a predicted model, not a curated record. Lineage: Eukaryota; Metazoa; Chordata; Lepidosauria; Squamata; Elapidae.